AUCAGCGCCAGUGAUUUUCGCUGUCAUAAAAGUACUGCUGGAUUCGUUUUACUUCAUUUUAAAUCGCCGACUAUCUCAUGGUUUCGUCAUUGGAGCCUCGCCGGCGGCUGGUCGGCUUCUCUGCCAAAAUGUACUUUACUGCCCCGCGCACGGAGGAAUACACGCAAACUCUGGUCGAUUUGCUCCAGGGUGUACCCCUGGAAACACUACAGAAUAUCGACAUCUUCAUCUUGCCAGAUUACAUCACCAUUCCCGGGACGAUAAAACAACUCGAGAACAGUCCUGUUCCUGUGUGGACCGGCGCUCAAGACUGCCAUUGGGAGGACCAAGGUGCCUUCACGGGUGAGGUUAGUCCGGCAACGCUGAAGCACAUUGGUGCACGUCUUGUCGCAGUGGGCCACGCCGAGAGACGCAGGUUGUUUGCUGAAGAUGACGAAAUGGUGGCAAAAAAGGCAGCAGCUGUGGCCAGAAAUGGCAUGUUGCCUCUUGUAUGCAUUGGCGAGAAAACACAAGGCGAUGUAAGCAUCGCAGUUGAUGAAUGCACCCAGCAAAUCGACGUUGUUGUGGCUGCUGUGCAGAGUGACGCCGAAAUCGCCUUAGCAUACGAACCUGUAUGGGCGAUUGGUGCACCACAACCGGCGAGCGAAGACUACAUUUUAGCUGUCGUGGAGAAGCUGCGUAAUCUACCUAGCAUUGUUGGUAGAAAAGGUAUCACACGGAUCGUUUAUGGUGGGAGCGCUGGUCCUGGUCUGUUUAAAAAGCUCAAGGAUGGUCUCGAUGGCCUUUUCCUGGGAAGGUUUGCUCAUGAUCCGGAGCAAUUCGUACAGACGGGUAAAGAGGUCGCUGAGGCAUAAUGGUCGAAUCCAUCGUAGAACCAGCAUAUGUAUAGAUAGACGUAGCCAAAAAUGUACCCCAAAUAUGGAAUAGAUCCAGCGUUCCCAUUUUGCAAAUAUAGUGUCGGU
Molecule: messenger RNA, 962 nt
Organism: [Torrubiella] hemipterigena
Lineage: Eukaryota; Fungi; Ascomycota; Sordariomycetes; Hypocreales; Clavicipitaceae
Source: the annotation of a GenBank genome assembly